Messenger RNA from Achroia grisella, 1339 nucleotides. RefSeq names its product protein yellow-like (gene Y-c). The coding region runs from base 74 to 1300 and encodes 408 amino acids. NCBI's taxonomy places the organism in Eukaryota, Metazoa, Arthropoda, Insecta, Lepidoptera, Pyralidae. Gene Ontology annotation, cellular component: extracellular region. The transcript is spliced from 8 exons. The record is from RefSeq and is a predicted model, not a curated record.
AGUCUGAGAGCGCGGCCCCGUAGAACCGGUCGCCUGAACCAUCGGUUGACGCUCAAUCACUUGCACAUUCCAAAUGAGGGCAUUAAGUAUUACCGUCGUCCUUGCAUUGAUAUCAGUAUGUAAAGCGGCACUUCCCCAGCUGCGCUUCGCAUGGAAACAAAUAGAUUACACUUGGGAUUCACCCGCCGAUCGUGAAAACGCCAUUAAAGAUGGCAUAUUUGAUCAGAAAAAUAACUUUCCAGUUGGUUUAGCUCGAUGGAAAAAUAAGGUCUUCGUUACAGUUCCAAGAUGGAAAAGUGGAGUAGCUUCUUCUUUGAACUACGUGGAUUUGGAUGGUCCCUCAGACCAACUGUUAAAGCCAUAUCCCUCAUUCAAAGAUAACCUGGUCCCUGAUAGUGCAAAGGCACCACCUUCGAACAGUUCUGUAAUAUCGGUAUUCAGAGUACACGUAGAUCCGUGCGACAGACUAUGGGUUAUGGACACAGGAUUUGCAGAUAUAUCCGGAGCUGGAAAUCUCAUUGUUGAGCCAUCUAUAAUCAUUUUUGAUUUGAAUACUGAUCAACUGUUACAUCGGUAUUUUCUCAAACCAGAGGAUAUGAAAGAGGAUAGCUUUUUUGCUAAUAUCGUUGUUGAUGUGGACAAAAACACUUGUGACAAUGCAUUCGCAUAUUUAUCUGACUUGGGAGGGUACGGUGUCGUCGUGUACAGUUUGAAGCAGGAUGCAUCCUGGCGCGUGUCGCAUCACUACUUCUUCUUCGAGCCGCUCUUUGGCUCCUACAACGUGGCUGGAAUCAAGUUCCACUGGACCGAUGGUGUGUUUAGUGUGGCUUUGUCAGAGCCCCGGGAGAACGGAUACAGAACAGCAUUCUUCCAUGCAAUGUCCAGUACAAAGGAAUUCUGUGUAUCCACAGAGUUGUUACGGAAUUACACCAAGCUUGACAAGUCUGAGGCGUUCCACGAUUUCAAGCUGCUGGGCGAUCGAGGUGAAAACACGCAAUCUUCUGCUAGUUAUUUUGAUGAAAAAACAAAAGUACUUUUCUAUACGCAGGUUAAUCGAGACGGUGUUGCUUGCUGGAACUCUAACAAGCCAUAUACUCCUGAAAAUAACCCUAUAGUGAUCACCGAUCCUAAGCUCUUUGAAUUUACUAAUGAUAUUAAGGUGGACAAUGAAAGCAAUCUCUGGAUGCUGUCUGACAAAAUGCCGCGGUUCAUCUACUCUAAUUUGGACUUGAAUGACAUUAACUUCAGGAUUUUCAGCAUUAGUACCACUGAAGCCAUUGCAGGCACCACUUGCCAAUAAUAUAGCAAUAUUUAACUUGCACUUGUCUGCAUAUAUGUU